AUUUGUUCGUGACAAUAGGGCUGCGCGUCGUUCACGUUUCAUCGUAUAUUUAGGGAGUCUGUGAGUGUUUGUCAGAUUGUGUGCGCGUGUGUGUGAGUCAAUCACACAACCACACCAACAACCCCCAGACGGUGUAUCUACAAUAGCAACAAAACUAAGAACAAUAAUACCGAAGCGACGAACACAAAUAGCAAUCAAGCGAAACCGGUUCCGGUGCUACGCGUUCGUUUGUUGAAUUGUGUGCGUGUGCGCGACACAAAUAUACGUACACACAAAUAUAAAUUGUGGUGUUCAAUUUGCUAUAAAAGCAACAUAAAUGUGCCAGUGUUGAAAAUCGAAGAAAAAUACCGACAAACAAGUGUUAAAUUAGUGUUCACACACUAAAGUCUGUGCGCAAUAUUGAAACAUAUUGUGGAUUAACAUUUGGAUAGAAAAUAUUACAACAAAACAACAACAACAACUAAGCGUACAAACAGCAACGCCAACGUACAGCUACAAAAGCAUCAGCGAAAGCCGUAAAAUGUUGCCGCCACCGCGUUUAAACGCCAUGAAAUGGUUAACCCUGCUCGCAGCCAUCGCUGCCUUCUGUACCACGCUCGCUUAUGCGGCGACCCAACCCGAUGCCGACCAGAAAGGACCAGUUUUCCUCAACGAACCCACCAAUCGUAUUGAUUUCUCCAACUCAACCGGCGCCGAAAUUGAAUGCAAAGCUAGCGGUAAUCCUAUGCCUGAGAUUAUUUGGAUUCGUAGCGAUGGUACUGCUGUUGGUGAUGUACCCGGAUUGCGUCAGAUUUCAUCCGAUGGCAAAUUGGUCUUCCCACCUUUCCGCGCUGAAGAUUACCGACAGGAAGUGCACGCUCAGGUCUACGCUUGCUUGGCACGUAAUCAAUUUGGCACAAUUAUAUCACGCGAUGUUCAUGUACGAGCGGUCGUUCCGCAAUCCUAUACGGUAAAUGUCAUGGAUGAGGCUGUAUUGCGUGGCAACAGCGCCAUACUCAAAUGUCAUAUACCCAGUUUUGUGGCGGAUUUCAUAUCAGUCGCUUCGUGGGUGGAAGAUGAAGAACGUGAAAUUUUCACCACUAACGAUGGCGUCGGGCACUUUGAUAGCGAUGGUAAAUAUUUGGUUUUGCCCUCUGGUGAACUGCAUAUACGCGAAGUGGGACCCGAAGAUGGUUACAAAAGCUAUCAGUGUCGCACCAAGCACCGUCUAACGGGCGAAACACGAUUGAGCGCAACGAAGGGACGCUUGGUGAUCACAGAACCAGUUGGUAGCGUCAAGCCCAAAAUUAACGUGCAGGACAAAUUACAGACACGCGAAAUCGCGAGUGGCGUUGGUUUUGCUUUACUUUGUCCGGCGCAGUCAUAUCCAACGCCAGCGCAUAGAUGGUAUAAGUUCAUUGAAGGCACCACCCGCAAACAAGCCGUUAUACUAAAUGAGCGCGUGAAACAAGUUUCUGGCACUUUGAUUAUUAAGGAUGCUGUGGUCGAAGAUUCUGGCAAAUAUUUGUGUGUCGUCAAUAAUUCAGUUGGCGGUGAGAGCGUAGAAACUGUGCUCACUGUGACCGCACCACUUUCAGCGAAAAUCGAUCCACCCACACAAACCAUUGAUUUCGGCCGCCCAGCUGUAUUCACCUGCCAAUAUAGUGGUAACCCAAUUAAGACUAUCAGCUGGUUGAAGGAUGGCAAGUCGAUUGGUCAUAGUGAUCAGGUAUUACGCAUCGAAUCGGUGAAGAAGGAAGAUAAGGGCAUGUAUCAGUGUUUCGUGCGCAACGAUCAAGAAUCUGCGGAAGCGAGUGCUGAAUUGAAAUUAGGGGGCCGUUUCGAUCCACCAGUUAUACGACAGGCAUUCCAAGAAGAGACAAUGGAACCUGGACCAAGCGUUUUCCUCAAGUGUGUAGCUGGCGGCAAUCCAACACCUGAAAUCUCAUGGGAACUCGAUGGCAAGAAAAUCGCAAAUAUUGAUCGUUACCAAGUGGGCCAAUAUGUGACAGUAAAUGGUGAUGUUGUCUCCUAUUUGAAUAUCACAUCUGUGCAUGCGAACGACGGCGGUCUCUACAAGUGUAUAGCGAAGAGCAAAGUUGGCGUAGCCGAACACUCAGCAAAAUUAAAUGUCUACGGUUUACCCUACAUUCGUCAGAUGGAAAAGAAAGCUAUUGUAGCGGGCGAGACUUUAAUUGUAACCUGUCCCGUAGCAGGCUAUCCAAUUGAUUCGAUCGUUUGGGAACGUGACAAUCGUGCUUUACCCAUCAACCGCAAACAGAAAGUCUUCCCCAAUGGCACUUUGAUAAUUGAGAAUGUGGAACGUAACUCCGAUCAAGCGACUUACACUUGUGUAGCUAAAAAUGCCGAAGGUUAUUCAGCGCGCGGCUCAUUAGAAGUACAAGUUAUGGUACUUCCACAAAUCACACCCUUCAGUUACGACGACAUAAUCAACACAGGCGACUCCAUCGAUUUGCUUUGUCAAAUACAGAAAGGAGAUCGUCCAAUCAAAAUCAACUGGAGUUUUGAACGCGCCGCUGGUGACGCGCGAUACGACACACUCCAACCGAUAAUGCGUACAAAUCGCUUUAGUAGCAAAUCGAGUGUGUUAUCGAUACCGCGUGCCACACCAGCACACACUGGCACCUACACUUGUACGGCCAGUAAUGAGGCUGGCUCAACGACAUACAGCACAAAUAUUACCGUGAAUGUACCACCAAGAUGGAUACUCGAACCCACCGACAAGGCUUUCGCACAAGGCUCCGACGCUAAAGUUGAAUGCAAAGCUGACGGCUUCCCUAAACCACAAGUGACAUGGAAGAAAGCUGUUGGUGAUACACCCGGUGAAUAUAAGGACUUGAAGAAGAACGACAAUAUACGCGUAGAAGAAGGCACACUACAUAUUGACAACAUCCAGAAGACAAAUGAAGGUUAUUAUCUCUGCGAGGCUAUUAAUGGUAUUGGCUCUGGGCUUUCGGCCGUCAUUAUGAUUAGCGUACAGGCACCACCAGAAUUUACCGAGAAAUUGCGCAAUCAAACAGCACGUCGUGGCGAACCAGCGGUCUUGCAAUGCGAAGCUAAAGGCGAAAAACCCAUUGGCAUCUUGUGGAACAUGAAUAAUGUGCGUUUGGACCCCAAGAAUGAUAACCGUUAUACAAUUCGUGAGGAAAUACUCUCCACCGGUGUGAUGUCUAGCUUGUCAAUUAAACGUACCGAACGCUCAGAUUCUGCGCUCUUCACUUGCUUGGCCACCAAUGCAUUUGGCUCAGAUGAUGCUAGCAUUAAUAUGAUUAUACAGGAAGUACCCGAGAUGCCUUACGCUUUGAAGGUUUUAGACAAAUCUGGCCGCUCCGUACAAUUGAGCUGGGCGCAACCCUACGAUGGCAAUUCACCACUUAUUCGUUAUAUUAUCGAAUUCAAACGCUCACGCGCAUCUUGGGACGAAGUAGAUCGUGUUAUGGUACCCGGACAUACAACUGAAGCGCAAGUACAGAAACUAAGUCCCGCUACAACCUACAAUAUACGCAUCGUGGCCGAAAAUGCUAUUGGUACAUCGCAAUCAUCGGAAGCUGUGACAAUCAUUACCGCCGAGGAGGCACCAUCUGGCAAGCCACAAAAUAUUAAAGUUGAACCAGUGAAUCAGACCACACUGCGCGUUACCUGGAAACCACCAGCACGAUCUGAAUGGAAUGGUGAAAUUUUGGGUUAUUAUGUUGGCUAUAAACUAUCGAACACCAAUUCUUCAUACGUUUUCGAGACUGUUAACUUUUUGACUGAAGAAGGCAAAGAACAUAGCUUGGAAUUGAACAACUUGCGUGUUUAUACCCAGUACUCUGUCGUGAUACAAGCUUUCAAUAAGAUCGGCGCUGGUCCCUUGAGCGAUGAGGAGAAACAAUUUACCGCUGAGGGCACACCAAGUCAACCACCAAGCGACACUGCCUGCACCACAUUGACCUCGCAAACAAUACGCGUCAGCUGGGUGAGCCCACCACUCGAAUCGGCCAAUGGUGUGAUCAAGACCUACAAGGUGGUGUAUGCGCCUAGCGAUGAGUGGUAUGAUGAUACCAAACGUCACUACAAAAAGACUGCUUCCUCCGACACCGUUUUACAUGGCCUCAAGAAAUUCACCAACUACACGAUGCAAGUGCUCGCCACCACCGCUGGCGGCGAUGGCGUACGCAGCGCACCCAUCCACUGUCAAACUGAACCUGAUGUUCCCGAAGCACCCACCGAUGUAAAGGCUUUGGUUAAAGGCCACGCUGCCAUACUCGUCUCAUGGCGUCCACCAGCACAACCCAAUGGCAUCAUUCAACAAUACACUGUCUACUCGAAAGUCGAAGGCGCCGAGGGUGAACCCAAGAGCCAGAAAAUACCACAACAUCAAAUGAGUUUUGAAGCAGUCGAUUUGGAAAAGAAUAAGCCAUACGAAUUCUGGGUCACCGCUAGUACCAACAUUGGCGAAGGACAACAAUCUAAGAGCAUUGUAGCGAUGCCCAGCGACCAAGUGCCCGCUAAGAUCGCCUCAUUCGAUGAUACUUUUACUGCAACAUUCAAGGAAGACGCCAAAAUGCCAUGCUUAGCUGUUGGUUCACCACAACCCGAGAUCACAUGGAAGGUUAAGGGUGUUGAAUUUACCAGCAACGAUCGUAUGCGCGUCAUGGCUGAUGGCACAUUGUUAAUUAAAACGGUCAAUCGUCAAGAUGCCGGUGAAUAUUCGUGUCAUGCUGAGAACUCGAUUGCCAAGGAUUCCAUUACACAUAAACUCAUUGUGCUCGCGCCACCACAAUCACCACAGGUAUCACUUUCGGCCACCACAACCGAUUCCUUGACUGUUAAAGUGAAGCCACAUGAGGGAGACACCGCGCCACUACAUGGUUACACACUGCACUACAAGCCAGAAUUCGGCGAAUGGGAAACUGCUGAGGUCUCUGUGGACGCACAAAAAUUCACUAUCGAAAAUCUGCUUUGCGGCUCACGCUAUCAAGUCUAUGCUACCGGUUUCAAUAACAUCGGCGCUGGUGAAGCUUCGGACAUUCUGAACACGCGCACCAAAGGCUAUAAACCCAAACUGCCAGAGAAACAACGUUUCAUUGAGGUUUCAUCAAACUCGGUUUCACUGCACUUCAAGGCCUGGAAAGAUGGCGGCUGCCCCAUGUCUCACUUUGUUGUAGAAAACAAAAAGCGCGAACAUGCUGAAUGGAAUCAAAUUUCGAAUAAUGUCAAACCCGAUAAUAACUACGUUGUCUUGGAUCUAGAGCCCGCUACCUGGUACAAUCUCCGUAUUACCGCACAUAAUUCUGCCGGUUUCACGGUUGCCGAAUAUGAUUUUGCCACUUUGACAGUGACUGGAGGCACCAUUGCACCACUUGACGAUGGUCGCGGUGCAGGCAAUCUGAAUACGCGUAUACGCCUGCCCGCAUGGAUGCCCGAAUGGCUGGACUUGAAUUUUAUGGUGCCUUUAAUAGCCACAGUCAUUGUGGUAGCGGUUGGUAUACUUGUUGUAUGUGUAGCGCUUUCCAGACGCCGUGCUGAUGACUUGCGUGGAGGACAAAAGGAUGUGUACUACGAUGUAGUUUACAAUCAGACCAUGGGACCUGGCGCCACAUUGGACAAACGACGACCCGAUUUACGUGACGAGCUCGGCUAUAUUGCACCACCCAAUCGCAAGCUGCCACCAGUGCCCGGCUCCAAUUACAACACCUGCGACCGGAUUAAGCGAGCACGUGGCAUACGCUCAAAUCACUCGACCUGGGAUCCACGCCGUACUAACUUGUAUGAGGAAUUGAAGGCCCCACCAGUGCCAUUGCACGGUAAUCAUUAUGGUCCCGAAGAUGUACAGUGUCAUUAUAGACAUCCAGGCAUGGAAGAUGAGAUCUGCCCCUAUGCGACCUUCCACUUGCUCGGCUUCCGUGAAGAAAUGGAUCCCACCAAGGCUAUGAAUUUCCAAACCUUCCCACACCAAAAUGGACACGCACCUGGACCCGGACACGCAGGCACCAUGGGACCACCCGGACACCCUGGACAUGUACACUCACGUUCCGGUUCACAGUCAAUGCCACGCGCCAAUCGUUACGCACGCAAGAAUAGCCAAGGCGGACAAUCGUCCAUUUAUACACCAGCACCGGAGUAUGAUGACCCAGCCAAUUGCGCUGAGGAGGAUCAAUAUCGUCGUUACACACGUGUCAACUCGCAAGGCGGCAGUCUGUACUCUGGUCCCGGACCCGAAUAUGAUGAUCCCGCUAAUUGCGCACCCGAAGAGGAUCAAUAUGGAUCACAAUAUGGCGGUCCAUAUGGCACACCAUAUGAUCAUUAUGGCUCACGUGGCUCCAUGGGACGUCGUAGUGUUGGUUCUGCACGUAAUCCAGGUAAUGGCUCGCCAGAACCACCACCACCACCACCACGCAACCACGACAUGAGCAACUCGUCCUUUAACGACUCCAAGGAGAGCAAUGAAAUCUCAGAAGCUGAAUGUGAUCGCGAUCAUGGACCACGCGGCAAUUAUGGUGCAGAAGACUCCAAUGAGGCUGUCAAAAGAUCCCCACUGCAAAAGGAUCAGCGUACAACUGAAGAAAUGCGCAAACUGAUUGAAAGUCGACGGCCAUUAAACGAAGCCGGUCCAAAACAACUCCAACAACAAAGUGGCGCAGGAUUCACAGCCUACGAUACUAUGGCAGUGUAAUUUGUAAACCGAUAGCUGUAGCAACAACAACCAUCACCACAAUUUACUAGCACAACAACAACAACACAAUUAGAUGAAGAGUAAAGAAUGAAUGUAAAACCUCCCAAGCUCCACUAGUCAGAGUAGCUGCAGCAGAUGCAACGUAAAUACCAAAUAAUUUCUUUCAGUGGAUUAGUUGGUGCAUAGAGCAGAGUUAUGUAGCGUGUGAGCGUUCUACGUAUAGUUAGUGAGAUAGAGAGAGAGAGAGCGUGAGUAAUAGCUAGCAAGAGUUAGCGAGCACAAGUAAACGGUAACUUAGACGUAAACUCAAAGCUCUCACAAUAGUUAGGGCAGCGUAAGGAAGAUAGGGAGCGCAUUGUAUACAUAAGUAAGAUAACAGGAGAGGAAGUGUGUGUGAGCGGGAAACGCACGGAACACGGGCGUCAUUUGUGCGAAAGAGACAAACAUAUAAAAUAAUAUCACAAGAGACAUCACAGUAAAUGUAAAUGGAGAACUAAAUAAUCGUAUAUGCAAAAAUAAAACAAAACACACACUCUCUCUCUUUUUUUUCUAAAAAAUUAAACACGUAACGAAUAAGUUAAUGAUGACGAAAAAGUUAUGCUUAAAAUUUUAAAGAAAAGAAAAACAAAAGUUGCAGAGGAGUUGUAUGACGAAAUUUGAAAGAGAAAAAUAUUGCAUAACUACAUAAACAUACAUACAUAUAUGAAACGUAUUUAUAUUAUACAAAAUAUGCUUAAAAUUAUAUUAUUAAUAUUACUACAACAAGAAAAAAACGAAUGAGUAUAUAUAUACAUAUAUUAUUAUUAUUAUUAAAUGUUCUAUGUGAAAAGAAACUGAUAAAAAAAUGAAAAUUAAAUUAAGCAAAGAACGCUGCAAGCAAGUAAAAGAGCAAAGCGGCGUUUGAAAGAGAGUAAGAGCAUGCGAAACAACUACUUCAUAAAGACGAAAACACCAGUAAAAUAUUUUACAAACAACAACAGCAACAAAUACAAUGUAUAUUAUUUUUGUUUAUUUGCUGUGCGCAAAAAGAACAAAAAUAAAAAUAAAACAAAACCAAAUUUUACUUAAAAAAAGCAAACAAAACAAAGUACUCGUACAUAUUAAAUGAUCAAGCAUUUAUUGUAAUAAACUAGUUGAAAAUGCAGUUAAGAGAAUGGAGAGAACAGUUGCAGCAAUUGCGUUUUUAUAAGCCAUCAAUUUUUAUGUGUAAUUAAAUAAGUAAAAAUACAAACAAAGACAGCAAGAAUAGCAAUUUAAACAAUACACUACAGACAAAGAAAAUUUCACAGACACACAAGAUAGACUAGCGGCAAGUGUAUAAUUUUCGUUUGCGCAAGCUAAUGCAGAACUAUGUUAAGUUUGCGUAAUUUUUUUAGAUAACCUAUUUAACGCUAUGCAUUGAAAAUUUGCGCAAACCUUUUUUUAUUAUAUGUGUUGUGUACAUAUGCAAAGGUUUAAAUUCCGUUAAAUAUAAAAUGAUAUAGUUUUAGCCAAGUUUGCGCAAACUAGGUUCCGCAAGUGCUAGCACAAAUUUGAUUUUUGUGCUUUUUAAAUUUUCAGUUACAUGUGUCUGUAAGUUUGUUUAUUUUGGCGUUAUAAAUAUAAAGUUUAUGCAAACGGUUUGCGCAAAUCUUUUUAUUAAAGCUUUCCAAAAUGAUUCAUAACUUUUUAUUGCAACCACCAAGCAAAAUAAAGCGAGUUCGUUUUUAUAUCAAAUAUUUGCGGAAGUAAAUAAUUAGUUUUGCUAAGCUUGUGCUAAUUAGCUCGCCAAAUGCUUGCGCCAACUUAAUGUUUAUGCCUUUUAAAUUUUAUUGUUUGUUUCGGUGUUUUAAAUUAAAGUUUGCGCAAACCGUUUGCGCAAAUCUUUUCCAAAAUAAUUCAUAACAUCUUGCUAUUGCAGCUGGCAAGUAAAAUAAAGUGAUUUCGAUUUUAUAACAAACUUUUGCGCGUAUUCUUUCACAAAUAAUGAAAUUAAUAAUUUUCUUUCAACAACAUUCAUUUCAUUUAAAGUUUGCGCAAAAUGUUCAUUUUUUUUUUUAAACAACAUUCACUUUGGUGACUUAACUAUAAGGUUUGCGCAAGAUGUUUGCGCAAACAUUUUCUCAAAAAAAUUUAUAUACUCAUUUUUAUACAAUUUUAUUCUGCUAUUUAGGUUUUGCAUUAUUUGUUUGCGCAACCAGUUGCUGCUGCUUACUGCUACAGCAAAAAUAAAAAAUUUCAACUAUUUUAAUAAUAUUUACUUUUAAUCAAAUUUUUAAAAAGCGUGCAUAGGAACGCAUAAUAUUAUUUAUAUUUGCUAAGUUUAAAUCUAUUUGCCAUUUUGCAAAGCAAUUUAUGUAAAUUUUAACUCAAAUUAUUAUGAGCUUGCAUUUUUUUAAUUAUCAUAUACAUAAAUGUUUUUUUUUCGUCAACAUGUAUUGCAUAUAUAAAACAAUAGCAAAGCGCUGUUUGUGUCCUAUUAAAAUUAAGUUAUAAUUUAAAAAUGUCUAAAUUUAGUUGAAUCGUAUUUUUAUAUUUAAAGAGCAUUGAGUUUUCAAGAAAAUUAAAAAUUUAAGAUUUUUGAGUAAACAAAAAUUAUGCUGACAUACUGUCGCGGAGUGUAAAGUUUUGACAUUUCGAUUUAUAAUAAAAAAAAAUUUUUUU
This is a messenger RNA of Bactrocera dorsalis (oriental fruit fly), 9301 nucleotides long. RefSeq names its product Down syndrome cell adhesion molecule-like protein Dscam2 (gene Dscam1). Gene Ontology annotation, biological process: axon guidance; dendrite self-avoidance; homophilic cell-cell adhesion. The record is from RefSeq and is a predicted model, not a curated record. NCBI's taxonomy places the organism in Eukaryota, Metazoa, Arthropoda, Insecta, Diptera, Tephritidae. The coding region runs from base 521 to 6658 and encodes 2045 amino acids. The transcript is spliced from 26 exons. Gene Ontology annotation, cellular component: plasma membrane; axon. Gene Ontology annotation, molecular function: cell-cell adhesion mediator activity.